GGUCAUGUGACCCGCGUCACAUGGCGAGGGGCGGGAUGAGCGGGCAGGGUGAGGAGGCGGAGGGCACCGCCCCUCCAGGCGCCUCCCUUCCAAUGGGAGCGGGGCAGGCCGGGGCAGUGAGCCAAUGAGGAAAAAGGGGUGGGGCUUACGGCUCGCCGGCUCCGCGACCCUAGCGGCGGGUUCGGGACCGGGAUCGGGACCGGGCAGGGACCGGGAGCGGGUGCCCCCAGUGCCAUGAGGAGCCUCGUGCCGCUGUGGCUGGCGCUGGCCGGAGCCGGCGCGUUGCUGCCGUGUCCCGACGGGCAGCCGUGCCCCGCCACCCCGGUCCUGCCCGCCAGCAGUGCUGCAGCGUGCCGGGACGGUGCACCGUGCUGCGCGGCACCAGAGGAUGUCCCCUGUGCUGGUGGCCACCACUGUUGUCCCCGAGGAUCCCGCUGCAGCGCUGAUGGCAAAUCCUGUGUCACGUCCACAGCCCCCCGUGCUGUCCCCUGCCCCGAUGGACAGUCCGAGUGUCCUGACAACGCCACCUGUUGUGUGACAACCAGCGGUGCCUGGGGGUGCUGCCCCAUGCCCCAGGCCUUGUGCUGUGCUGACAAGGUGCACUGCUGUCCCCACGCCACCAUCUGUGACCUGGCCCACGGGCGCUGCCUGUCACCCGCCGGUGACACCCCCAUGGGCACCGCAUUCCCCGCCUGGAAGCGCCAGCCCCCGCCAGCAGUGACACUGCGCCAGGUGCUGUGUCCCGAUGGCCGCUCGGCGUGUCCCGACGGUGCGACCUGCUGCCAGCUGUCCCUGGGGCAGUACGGCUGCUGUCCCCUGCAGAACGCCGUGUGCUGCGCAGACGGGCAGCACUGCUGUCCCCAAGGCACUGCCUGCGACCUGGAGCACUCCACCUGCAUCUCCACACGACCCCCGCUGUCAGCCCGAGCUCGUGAUGUGCGGUGUGACGACGAGGCGAGCUGUCCCGACGGGACCACGUGCUGCCGGCUCAGCUCGGGGGCCUGGGGUUGCUGCCCACUGGAGGAGGCCGUCUGCUGCCCCGACCACGUGCACUGCUGUCCCCAGGGCUACACGUGUGACACGGGGACAGGCAGCUGCCUGCAGGACGGGAAGCCCCCCCAGCCCUGGGUGCACAAGACCCCGGCACAGGCCCGGGGGGGGGACGUGAAGUGUGACGAGGAGACCAGCUGUCCCGACGGGAACACCUGCUGCCGCCUCAGCUCGGGGGCCUGGGGGUGCUGCCCGCUGGAGCAGGCCAUCUGCUGCCCCGACCACGUGCACUGCUGUCCCCAGGGCUACACGUGUGACACGGAGACAGGCAGCUGCCUGCAGGACGGGAAGCCCCCCCAGCCCUGGGUGCACAAGACCCCGGCACAGGCCCGGGGGGGGGACGUGAAGUGUGACGACGAGACCAGCUGUCCCGACGGGAACACCUGCUGCCGCCUCAGCUCGGGGGCCUGGGGGUGCUGCCCGCUGGAGCAGGCCGUCUGCUGCCCCGACCACGUGCACUGCUGUCCCCAGGGCUACACGUGUGACACGGGGACAGGCAGCUGCCUGCAGGACGGGAAGUCCCCCCAGCCCUGGGUGCACAAGACCCCGGCACAGGCCCGGGGCGGGGACGUGAAGUGUGACGAGGAGACCAGCUGUCCCCAGGGCAGCACCUGCUGCCCGCUGAGCUUGGGGACCUGGGGGUGCUGCCCACUGGAGCAGGCUAUCUGCUGCAGGGACCACCAGCACUGCUGCCCCCGCGGCUACACCUGCAACGAAGCCACCCAGAGCUGUGAGAAGCUGCUGACCCCCACCCCACUGCUGCCAGCACCCACAUCCACACCCCGGGCCCCCGCACCCCCCCGCCGCGCACCCACGCCCCCCCCCCGCCCGGCUGCGAGCCCCCGGCACCGCUGCGGGUGCCGCCGUGCCCUGCGAUGCCACCCACUCCUGCCGGGGUGGCCAACGGUGCUGCCGGGGCCAGGGGGGCUUCUGGGGGUGCUGCCCCUUUGCCCAGGGCUCCUGCUGCUCGGACGGCCGGCACUGCUGCCCAGGGGGGUCCCGCUGCACUGGGCGGGGCUGGGGGUGCAGCCCCCAGCGCUGGGACCAGCCCCCACCCCGCAGGGUGCUGCUCUGAUGGCCCUGGAGACCCCACCCCAAUAAAAGGUUUCCAGGACAA
Molecule: messenger RNA, 2167 nt
Organism: Columba livia (rock pigeon)
Lineage: Eukaryota; Metazoa; Chordata; Aves; Columbiformes; Columbidae
Gene: GRN
Product: granulin precursor
Cellular component (GO): extracellular region
Source: RefSeq, a predicted model, not a curated record